AUGGCAUUUCAAGCUACUGCUACGAGAAGGCUGAUGACGGAGUACAAGCAGCUGUCUACGCAGUCGCUAGAUGAUUCCAUGUUCACCGCUGGCCCUGUAAACGAAGAUAAUUUGUUCGAAUGGGAGGCCUUGAUACAGGGGCCUGAUGAGACGCCAUUCGAAGGUGGUGUAUUCGCUGCUAGCCUAUCUUUCCCUAAAGACUACCCAUUAGCGCCGUUCAAGAUGAAGUUCACGCCACCCAUUUUCCAUCCAAAUGUUUACGAGGAUGGAAACGUAUGCAUAUCCAUUCUGCAUCCCCCUGGAGACGAUCCUUUGAUGUAUGAGCGCUCUUCUGAGCGUUGGUCGCCGGUGCAGUCUGUCGAAAAGGUCCUUCUUAGCGUCAUAAGUAUGCUCGCUGAGCCUAACAUUGAAUCACCAGCGAACAUAGAUUGCGCUAAGCUGUUCCGCGUCGAUAGAAGCACUUAUGACAACAAAGUCAGACAAUCAGUCGUCGAUAUGUUGGGUAUUGAUCAAUCAGACAUUACAAGCUAG
Wallemia ichthyophaga EXF-994 is the source of this 531-nucleotide messenger RNA. RefSeq names its product Ubiquitin-conjugating enzyme E2-18 kDa. Gene Ontology annotation, cellular component: cytosol; endoplasmic reticulum. NCBI's taxonomy places the organism in Eukaryota, Fungi, Basidiomycota, Wallemiomycetes, Wallemiales, Wallemiaceae. The record is from RefSeq and is a predicted model, not a curated record. Bases 1 to 531 code for a protein of 176 amino acids. The transcript has 6 exons.